UUACAUGAUGUGGAUGUGCAGUUAUAUAUAUCGUGUUACAUUUGUGUGGAUUAUGGACAUUUUUUUUUACUACUUUUUACUUUAAGUUCUAACUUAAAGAUGCAGAGAGUCAAAGUCAAAGGUUCAUGGUUACUUUCUGUUUCCGAUGAUGUCACUUCUCGCUUGUAAAUGUGAUUUUUAAACUUUAAUAUGUCCUACUUAUACCCUAUAAUGAUAAUAUUUAUUUUCUGUGUUAGUUUAAAGUGAACGAAUGCUGCUAAAUCUUCUGUGUUAUGUGUAUGUCUGUCCCUGACACAAAAAUGAGUCCCUGCAGGUCCUGGUUUGAGGACCCCUGCAGCCUGGCGGUGAGAGCAGGAACAGCAGGCAGAGGCAGCGCCAUAUUGCUCCUGGUUGAGCACAGACUCAGGAGGAGGAGGAGGAGGAGAAAACCUGCAGCUGCCUGUGAGAGACUCUGUCGUGUCGCGAAUCGCACCAGUUUCGACAGACACGGUGAGAAAGGAGCUCAGCCGCAUAAACACACGCCUCUUGUGAAGAAAACCCGACAGCUCCUCGCACAAGAGCCACGAACAGGACAGAAAAAUGCCAAAAGCGGUCAAUGUUCGCGUCACCACCAUGGACGCUGAGCUGGAGUUUGCCAUCCAGCCCAGCACCACCGGCAAACAGCUGUUUGACCAGGUGGUGAAAACCGUUGGCUUACGUGAGAUCUGGUACUUCGGACUACAGUAUAUGGAUGGCAAAGGUUACUACACUUGGUUGAAACUGGACAAAAAGGUGUCAUCACAGGACGUGAAGAAAGAGAACCCGCUUCAGUUCAAGUUUCGGUCCAAGUUUUUCCCAGAGGACGUGUCGGAGGAGCUGAUCCAGGACAUCACCCAGAAGCUCUUCUUCCUGCAGGUGAAGGAGAGCAUCCUCAGUGACGAGGUCUACUGCCCGCCAGAGACGGCCGUACUGCUGGCCUCCUACUCUGUUCAGGCCAAGUUUGGAGACUACGACAAAGAAGUUCACCGGCCAGGAUAUCUGGUUUCUGAACGCAUGCUCCCACACAGAGUCCUGGAGCAGCACAAGUUAUCCAGAGAACAGUGGGAGGAGAGGAUCCAGGUGUGGCACGAGGAGCAUGGUGGCAUGCUGAAGGAGGACGCCAUGCUGGAGUACCUGAAGAUCGCCCAGGACCUCGAAAUGUACGGAGUCAACUACUUUGAUAUUAAGAAUAAGAAGGGAACAGAGCUGUGGCUGGGAGUGGACGCCCUGGGACUCAACAUUUAUGAGAAAGACGACAAAUUGACGCCAAAGAUCGGCUUCCCCUGGAGUGAGAUCAGAAACAUUUCCUUCAACGAUAAGAAAUUCAUCAUCAAGCCCAUUGACAAGAAAUCGCCUGACUUUGUGUUUUAUGCCCCAAGACUGCGCAUAAACAAGCGCAUCCUGCAGCUGUGCAUGGGCAACCACGAGCUGUACAUGCGUCGCCGCAAGCCGGACACGAUCGAGGUGCAGCAGAUGAAGGCUCAGGCCAGAGAGGAGAAGCAGCAGAAACAGAUGGAGAGGGCCCAGCUGGAGAACGAGAAGAAGAAAAGAGAGGCCAUCGAGCAAGAGAAGGAGCAGAUGGAGCGAGAGAAGCAGGAUCUGAUGAUGAGGCUCUACCAGUUUGAGGAGAAGACCAAGAGGGCAGAGAAAGAUCUGCAGGACCAGCGCCAAAGAGCCUCCAUGCUGGAGCAUGAACGAAGGAGGGCCGAGGAGGAAGCCGCUCGCCUGGAGGCGGAGCGUCAGGCCGCCCUGCUGGCUAAAGAGGAGCUCGCCCGCCAAGCCGAAGACCAGAAGAAGAGUCAGGAGCAGCUGGCGGCAGAGUUGGCAGAGCACACAGCCAAGAUCUCCCUGCUGGAGGAGGCCAGGAGAAGCAAGGAGAAUGAGGCCAACCAAUGGCAGCUCAAGGCCCAAGAAGCUCAGGAUGACCUGGUGAAGACUAAAGAGGAGCUGCACAUGGUGAUGACAGCGCCUCCACCACCCCCUCCUCCCCCCGUGUACGACCACAUGGACUACAACAGCGACAGCGAGGAGAACGUCAGCACGCACAGCGCCGACCUCCACAUCGAAGGCAUCAACGACCACCGCAUGGAGGAAGAUCGCCUGACCGAGGCCGAGAAGAACGAGCGUGUCCAGAAACAGCUGCGGGCGCUGACCUCAGAGCUGGCUCAGGCGCGUGAUGAGUCCAAGAAUACCCAGAAUGACCUUCUUCACUCUGAGAACGUCCGGGCCGGCCGCGACAAAUACAAAACCCUGCGACAGAUCCGACAGGGCAACACCAAGCAGAGGAUCGACGAGUUUGAGGCCUUAUAAGAAGCCCCCGGCCCUCAGCUACGCACCCCUUUCUGAACGGUUGCCUAUAUCUCGCUCUCCUGU
Molecule: messenger RNA, 2391 nt
Organism: Solea senegalensis (Senegalese sole)
Lineage: Eukaryota; Metazoa; Chordata; Actinopteri; Pleuronectiformes; Soleidae
Gene: ezrb
Product: ezrin b
Exons: 14
Coding region: 580-2328 (582 amino acids)
Biological process (GO): regulation of cell shape; positive regulation of early endosome to late endosome transport; regulation of organelle assembly
Cellular component (GO): filopodium; plasma membrane; adherens junction
Molecular function (GO): actin binding; cell adhesion molecule binding
Source: RefSeq, a predicted model, not a curated record